AUGUCAGUGAUGGAAAACCUUGUCAAUGCCUCCUGGCCUCACCAGCAGGAACUGGAAGACCCGUGGAAGUCCCUGAACAGCACCGAGGAUUACCUGGCCUACCUGUGUGGACCAAGGCGCAGCCACAUGUUUCUCCCCAUGACCGUAGUGUAUGCGCUGAUUUUCGUAGUGGGCGUCAUCGGCAACCUCCUAGUGUGCCUCGUGAUCCUUCGAGACCAGAUGAUGAAGACACCAACCAACUACUACCUGUUUAGCUUGGCUGUCUCAGACCUCCUGGUCCUGCUCCUCGGAAUGCCCCUGGAAGUCUACGAAAUGUGGCACAGCUACCCCUUCCUCUUUGGGCCUGUGGGCUGCUACUUCAAGACUGCGCUCUUUGAGACUGUGUGCUUCGCCUCCAUCCUCAGCGUCACCACAGUCAGCGUGGAGCGCUAUGUGGCCGUCCUCUAUCCCUUCCGUGCCAAGCUGGAGAGCACCAGGCAGCGGGCCCUGUGCAUCCUCGCCAUGGUCUGGGGCUUCUCCAUCAUCUUCUCUCUGCCCAACACGAGCGUCCACGGCAUCAAGCUCCACUACUUCCCCAAUGGGUCCUUCAUCCCUGGCUCUGCCACCUGCACGGUCAUCAAGCCCAUGUGGAUCUACAACUUCAUCAUCCAGGUCACCUCCUUCCUCUUCUACCUCAUCCCCAUGACCCUUAUCAGUGUCCUCUACUGCCUUAUGGGGCUCCAACUGAAGAAAGAUGAAUCCCUUGAAGCAGAUGAAGUGAAUGCGAAUAUUCAGAGGCCUUCCAGAAAAUCAGUAAACAAGAUGCUGUUUGUCUUGGUCUUAGUGUUCGGCAUUUGUUGGACGCCAUUCCACGUCGAUCGACUCUUCUUCAGCUUUGUGGAGGAGUGGACCGAACCCCUGGCUGCAGUGUUUAAUCUCUUCCACGUGGUAUCAGGUGUAUUCUUCUACCUGAGUUCUGCUGUCAACCCUAUUAUCUAUAACCUACUGUCUCGCCGCUUCCAGGCAGCAUUCCGGAAUCUGUUCUCCUCUGCCUGCAGAAGGUUCCACCUCCAGGAUCACCCACAAGGGCCAGGAGCCCAGCAGGAUAUCUUCCUCGUAGAUUGCCGCCUUGUGGAGCUGACUGAAGAAGCAGGUCCCCAGGUUGCUGGCCGGCCAGCCACCUGCAACUCUCCCCUGUCCACAGCCCUGUCCAUGGAGUAG
This is a messenger RNA of Chinchilla lanigera (long-tailed chinchilla), 1200 nucleotides long. It is a transcript of the gene Nmur2, whose product is annotated as neuromedin U receptor 2. The transcript has 4 exons. Gene Ontology annotation, biological process: G protein-coupled receptor signaling pathway. NCBI's taxonomy places the organism in Eukaryota, Metazoa, Chordata, Mammalia, Rodentia, Chinchillidae. Gene Ontology annotation, cellular component: plasma membrane. The record is from RefSeq and is a predicted model, not a curated record. Gene Ontology annotation, molecular function: neuromedin U receptor activity. The coding region runs from base 1 to 1200 and encodes 399 amino acids.